UGCAACCGGAGUCCGGGCGGAGAAAGGCGAUAAAACCCCGGAGCAACAAAAGAAUAUCUCUAAAACAAGUAAAAAUAACUCCGCGGGGUGAGCAGUCGACGCUGCGUGAGGAUUAUUUUACAGAAACUCCGAGUGAAGAGGUGUUAUUGUUGUUAUCAGACAGUCGUCAGCGUCACGCUCUGUCAGGUUUCCCACCUGUGAGACGGUGGAUGUCAGGAGCCGGGGAUUUUAAUCUCACAGACACACAGAUGACAGCUGUUCCAACCUGGAAAAUAUUAGAUGUCAGAAGUAAAAUACGCUAAAAGUCACGGCUGUCGGGUUCUGUGGCGGGUUUACCUUGCACUGUUUCAAUGUUUGCUGCACCUUUCGAUUUAGCGCCGCGCUGACGCUCAAGACCGUCCACGUCGCCGGAGCUCUUUAUUCCCAAACCCCACCGUCUUAAAGCCUCCACUUCAUGUCGGAUUUAAUCAGCCCGAGUGUGAGCUCAUAGCAGUGUGCAGAAGCUCUAUUCCACACUUCACCGGCUUAUUCAUUUUCUCUUUAUCCUCAUUAUUUAUUCAUGUGCACACAGCAGGACAUAAGUCACUCACUUUCCAUAUUAAUGCAAACAUCUGUCGCUCAAAGCUGCUGCACCUGCCUGUAACCUUCACACCCACUGCUUGAAGAAUAUUUAGACUUUAUUACAGUUUGAUGUCCGCAGUCAGCACUCUUUGGUGGAGCCUUGGUGCCUUUGAUUUAGAGUUGAACGCCACAAUGGGUCACAGCCUCCUGUAGCUCAGGGCCCGUCGCAGACAGGGUGGGGGGCAUUUAGAGGGUAGCGGUGGCAGACAAUCAAACCCUUCAGUCAUGCUGUCCGGGGUGCAGCCGUGUUUCCAGCUGCUUCGGAUCGGUUCCUCUGCCGGAGACUCGGCCCGGGACCUGUACACGUUCAGGCCGGCGCUGAACCUCUCCGUGUUUCGCCUGGGCCGGGCGGCGGAGCUGUGCGACGUCACUCUGGACUCCUCGUCGGUGUCCCGGAUCCACGCCGAGCUGCAAGCGGAGAGGGAGGCGAGUGAAGGCGCCGCAACGUCGCAUGAGGAGGGCUGGACGGUUCACAUCAAGGACAGGAGCAGUCAUGGCACCUGGGUGAACGAGGUCCGCCUCCAGCCCGGCAUCCAAUGGGAGCUCUCCGACAACGACACGCUGACGUUCGGUGGUCAGUCGACUUCCGGCAGCCCCGAGUUCUACUUCCUCUUCCAGAAAGUGAAAGUUCGGCCGCUAGAUUUCGAUGCCAUCACAAUUCCAAAGGCGGGCACGUUCUCUUCGGAUUUACAAAACCGCAUCAGAACCAGUCUGGACCGCAAGGUGGACGCUAACCUGGACAUGUCCAAGCUGUCCAUCAACCGGUCCACCGUCAUCCUCAACUCCAUCGGCAGUUUGAGUAAGAUGAAGGGCAGCGCCUGGACCUUUAAGAGGAGCCUCAGCCACGACGGCGCCGCCUCAGACCCCGGCUCCUCCUCGCCACCUCUGGCUGUGGGCAUCUCGUCUCUGCUCCCCCCCUCCACGCCUCCAUCCUUCUCCUCCGCGGCCUCGGUGCCUUCCACAAAGACUCUCCAGCCGACGUCCAGGAGCAGGAGGAAGUCAGCGCACACGGUGCUGCUGGAGGACGACAGCUCCGACGAGCCCAGGAGUCGAGGAGCUCUGACAGGCGUCGUGGAGGACGGACAGAGGGCGCGAGCGAAGAAGAGGCGGCGACUCUACAAGUCAGACUCUGAGAGUUUCAGCUCCCCUCCUCCUCUGCAGCCGAAGAGCCACAAUGACGUCCGGCGCCCUCUGGAGGCUAAGCCCUUCCCCGUCGGCAUCAGGACAAUCGGAAGUUUCCACGGCGCCAUGACCAACAGUCGACUCAACCACCACCUCCUGCAGGCGUCGUUCACAAACCCGGCUGUUCACAAACAGGAGGUGCAGACGGUGCACCGGGUCCAGACGGUGAUGCACGGCAACAUCGCCGCUUUCCGCCAGCAGAAACCCGCCCACUGUUCUUCUACAGCGCAGAGAGGCAGGCGCAGGGCUCACAGCUCGCCCGUUUUCUCCCCCCUGGUGGUCGGAGGGGAGAACUACAGCCUGGCCUCCCCGUCUGUGAGGAUCCGGACAGAGGACAGGGGCAGGGUGACGUUCAACAGAUAUCACCACCCAGCAAGCAAGCGACGAGGACGUCCCAGGAAACACCCUCUCCCUCCCCGGCCCUCCCUGCCCUCUCCAUCCUCCUCAUCUUCGUCCUCCACCUCAUCUGCCUCCUCCUCCUCAGGCUCCUCCUCUUCCUCCUCCUCCUCCGACGAGGAUGAAGAGGAAGACGAGGAGGGGGUAACGGGCGGGGCGGUGGAGCCGUGCGCGGCCCCCCGGUGCCGUCUGCCCCAGCAGGACACGGUGCAGUGGAUCCAGUGCGACGUGUGCGACGCCUGGUACCACAUAGACUGUCUGCACGUGGACCGCAAGAAGCUGCUGAAGGACCCCAACGCAGACUUCCACUGCGGCUGUUGCUGAUUUGACAGGGAGCCAAUGAAAUGCUCCGGUUUAGACUCCUCCAGUCACCCCAGUUUUUCCAUUAAAUGUUUAUUUUCUUCAGCAACUCUUGUCGAAAUCAAACUUCUUUCAAGGACCGGCUGCUACUUCUCCUCAUGUCCACUGAGCUGCUCUACUCACGCAUGCAGUCAAAUCUCUCUUACCUCAACACAAACUGUUUCCUUCAGGUUUUACAUCCUGGUCCUCCACACAUUUGAGGAUUCAGUCUUCACAAACCUCUGGCUCAGUUUUCCAGAAUCAGGAUUUUAAAGAAUCUGUAAUGAAAUGUCUCAGGUCGGAUCUUAUUAUGGCGUUGGCUGCCUGGAGAGGAGCGAUCGGGGAGGGGAAACGGGACGAAAUGCUUCUAAAUGAACUCCCACGCUGACUGUCAUCGACCACGAGGCAGGCAGGAAGAUUAAUCAGGCCGCUUCAGCACGAGCCGAUAUAGGACGAUAGAGCUGUUGGCCAUUUCUCUGUGAGGCCACCAGGCCGGGAUCGUCCCUGUGAACAUUACUAUCGCCUUCAGGAUCAGAAGAACAGUGCUGUGCUCCUCUGCCGUUUUAAGCUUUAUGAAGAGUCUCAGCGCAGCUCUCCUGGCGGCGGCGGCCGCAGCAGCUGUCUCGGAGUGGGCGUGUGAUACUUCAAGACAAUUAAACGGCAGAGAAAGUGUCCGCAGACGCCCUCUGAGGCUGCUGAUGUGAGGUGCUCUCGGGAACAACAAUCAAACAAUCAAAUAUUUGAAGGCGCUUGAGCAGAAGCAGCUGCCGGGUUUAAAGAAGAGGGCCGACGUCUGUGUUGUUUAAAGACGCCCGGGCGCCGGCAGCGUGACAACUCACUACCACUGAAAUGUUAUGAAAUACAAAAAAACGGCUGAUGUAACGGCGUGAUCGCACUCAGCAGAUGAUGUAACUGAUUGUCAUUUCACGGAUGGUUUGAAAGUCUUUAAGAGUCUCUCCACUGAAGUCUCGAGUCAAAGCCGACUCUUUGGUCUGUUUCCUCGAGUUCUGCAGAGUGGACGCACCUGUACUUUUGUUCAGUCGCCACUUAAGCAGAAUGAAAUCAAAGUGUAGAACUCCAAAAUUCCUCUCUUAAGCACCUUUUUCUAUUUAACAACACAUUUUAACCCCCCCCCCCCCCUCCCCCCUCCAGCAUAUCAGUUUGAAUCCUGCACAGUUUCCCGCUGCGUCCCCUCCGACUCUUCAGAUAAAAUUCAUAUGAUUGUAAAUUGUAAAAUAUUGUUUGCUGUGGCAGGCGUUGUGUAAAUAAUCGUCUCCUUGUUUUGAAUUUUCUUACACCACUAAGACAGACCUACGGAGGCCCUGAAGGGACUUGUCUUAAAAUACAUUUCAGGCGGGCGAGCGAUACCUUCUCAUGAGCUCGGGAAACUUUCUCGUGCUCACAAAGAAAAUAUUGAGAGUGUACAUUUCAAACUGUGUCAUGAGAACGAGAAAGUCUCUGGUGCACCCCUGAAAUGUUUUAUUUGUUUUUUUAAAUUCUGCCCUCGUCCCUCCGAGGGCGUCCGUACAGACCUGCAGUUUUUAAAUGAGAGGAAACAGAGGGGGGAAAAUAAAGGAAAAUGAUUCCUGAGCAAUAAAACAAAACAAAAACUAACAAAAACUUAAAAAAACAUGUAUUUUUGUACUUUUUAGUGGAAACGUUGAGAAGCAAAUAUAUGAAACAGGAUUGAUGUCGAUCUUCAGCUGAGCGGAUUAAUCUGAGAAUCCAACGUGUUCAGUGAGAAUCAUCCAAAUGUCUUCUAAUGAAUAAAUGUGGUUUUAUAUGUCAGA
Molecule: messenger RNA, 4328 nt
Organism: Labrus mixtus (cuckoo wrasse)
Lineage: Eukaryota; Metazoa; Chordata; Actinopteri; Labriformes; Labridae
Gene: tcf19l
Product: transcription factor 19 (SC1), like
Exons: 6
Coding region: 847-2523 (558 amino acids)
Biological process (GO): regulation of gene expression
Cellular component (GO): nucleus
Molecular function (GO): protein binding
Source: RefSeq, a predicted model, not a curated record